CAAGCAAUCCAGUAGAGCACUUUCACUUUGAGCGAGUGAGGACACAGAGUGGCCAGAGGGAGAGAUAGACAAGAGCAGGCCAGUGUCUCUCCCGCUUUAUCCAUUAACCAGUUUCGAGGGAGAGAGGAGUGGUUCAAAUUGGGCUGUUCAAGAAGAUUCUAGGUCAGUAGUGAGAGAGUGAAAGGGAAAAAGAUAUAGUAAAAAACAAACAAAAGAUUACAUAGGAAAAGGCUGCAGCCACUCAGGCUUAAGUGGGAAAAUCCAAAGUGAGAGAGCAGGAUGGCGUGAGAGGAUAAAUGAGGUAUUUAUUGGAAAGUACCAAAAGGACUCCAAAGGAAGGACUUUUUAAGGGAUGUCAACAAGAAGAGUAAAUAUCAGACGGUGAAAAAGAAGACACAGCAGCGCACUCUGUGUCAAAGACCUGAAGAAACCACAGAGGAGGAAACUUUGCCUUUCACAGACUGACACAGAAACACGUCUGCAGAGAGAUUGCCCUCAACAAGAGAAAUGGAGAAGUGUCCAUUCUUAGAAAGAUAAAAGGAUGUCACUGCCAGUUUUGCUGUUGCUAUCACUCUUGACUGUCCGAUGUGGUGGAUGUGACUUUGACAGGGAAGGUGUGAAAAAUAUUAAAAGGACAAUCGACUCUAAUCCAACUGGAUUUCGGACAGUAUUUCCUAAAGAUUACUAUGUAGUGCACCGCUACACAAAAAGAAUGCUCUGCGACAGGGACCCGUGUUGUGUGUUCCCUGCUGCAGUUGUCCUGCUUGAAUCCUGGCAUGUGCUUCUCGGAAACAUCUGGGAUGAGCACCUAAAUCACUCCUUAAUCCUUGAUCUAAAGCUGACCCUGGUUAAAAUUAUAAAAAGGAACAAAAAUACAGAGAGGUUCCAGGAGGAGACGGACCUGACCCAGUUCUCCCCACUAUCUUCUUCUCCUGAAGAACUCCUCAAGCUAACAUCAGAACUGCUCACUCGAUGGCUCGAUGUCGCCUGCCUACCUACAAUUGAAACCUGCACCCUGCCCACCUUGCCCCCCACUCUUGAGAGGAAGGACUAUGGCCCGUCGAGGGCCAGACUCUUGACAACUCGAGCUCUCAGCAGUGAGGAGGAGGGGGAGUCUGGAAAGAUGAUAGACAAUACGCAGCCUCCGUCCAGCGGUGCUCCUCCGACCCUGUCCUAUGCCACGUCUGUCUGGAGCCCCUUGUUAUUCAGACUGUACUGGUGGCUGUUGCCAUAGUUACUCCAAGGAUCUUCUUUUUUUGAUGAUGCACACAAAAUGCAAGAAAUUUCCUGGCACUGAAUGUUUGUUUUCUUAUACAUGUGUCUUUGCGUUUUAAUGCAGUAAGCUUUGUUAAUAUGAAGUGACAUGCACCGGUUGCAUUUAAUGUCCAAAGUUAAUCACGAAGCCGUGCAACAUUUUUCUUUAACAACUGAUAUCACAGAUAUAAACUUAUAGCCAUCCUCUCUCGAGCAAAGCCACAAGUUCCAGCUAGCUAUGCUCUACAUGCUAACCAGAGAUAAAUGCUGAGCAGCCAAUGCACACAAACCAUCGUCUAUUGAUGUGGAAUUCAUCACUGUUUACAAUGAAUGUUAUGUAAAUGUAAGAUAUUACAGAUUAUGGGCGUUUACUUUUGUAAAUAAUUGUAAAUUAAAGACAUUUAGAUAUAUAUAUAUAUAUAUAUAUAUAUAUGUAUAUGUAUAUAUAUAUAUAUAUAUAUAUAUAUAUAUACAUAUAUAUAUACAUUGUUAGUUUUUGAUAUAUUAUCCAAUGUUUUAAGCUAUAUUUAUUGUUGUCUGUGCUGUUUGUCAUCAGUAACUAAAAGUAACAAAGUACAUAUAAUCAAGUAAUGCACAAUGUCUAGGUACUUGUACAUACUUUACUGGAUUAUUUUUAUUUUAUGCUAUUUUUUCUAUUCUUCAACAUUUUAAAAGGGAAUGAUUUGACUUUUUUUCCCCACUCCAUUUAUCUGACAGGUAUAGUUAAGUCAUUAAAAUGAGCUCAAACAGCAAAAUUCUGCCAUAUGCAAUGCAUCAACAAUACUAACAUUAUUAUAGCGUAAACAUCACAGAGAGCAUUUUUCUGCAUAUAUUCCUUCAGUUUUUAAUAUAUUUUACAAAUAAUGCUUACAUAAAUAUUUUUGAAUGUAUGUUUGAGUGACUAAUUUCACUUUGUGGCAUUGCUAUGUUUGUCUAAGUAAAACAUCUGUUUGUCAGUAAAACACUUUACAUUCA
Eleginops maclovinus (Patagonian blennie) is the source of this 2229-nucleotide messenger RNA. RefSeq lists its product as uncharacterized. Bases 542 to 1234 code for a protein of 230 amino acids. The transcript is spliced from 5 exons. The record is from RefSeq and is a predicted model, not a curated record. NCBI's taxonomy places the organism in Eukaryota, Metazoa, Chordata, Actinopteri, Perciformes, Eleginopidae.